This is a messenger RNA of Aspergillus nidulans FGSC A4, 548 nucleotides long. RefSeq names its product rhodopsin family protein. Bases 1 to 402 code for a protein of 133 amino acids. NCBI's taxonomy places the organism in Eukaryota, Fungi, Ascomycota, Eurotiomycetes, Eurotiales, Aspergillaceae. The transcript has 6 exons. The record is from RefSeq and is a predicted model, not a curated record.
AUGGCCAUCUGCAUCACUUUCGGAACGCAUGAAUUCACGUCCAUGCUGGAGGGGUACGAAAAUGUUAGAGCUUAUUGCUAUAAUUGCAACCAUUGGAAUGGACGGUGUGUGACACGAUGGCCAUUCUUCACGAUCUGCUUCAUUCCCGUGAUCCCAUUAGCAAUGCACAAGUACAAGGAAGUUACAUGCUACACAUGCCGAUUUACCCAGGACUUGCGUGAUCGCCCCGAUAUUAACCCAGACACUCGGCCGCCCCCAAAUGCAGGCUACGGACCACAACCUCCGCCGCAGGCAUACUUUGGGGGGUAUCAGCAGCAGCAAACCCCGCAGCAGCAAAUGCAGUAUCCUCCCGUAGCGUCGGGGGCUACAUCACCGCCACCACAGCCGUAUGCGUAUAAGUGAUGCGCUCAUGGCAAAUGCCUCUGAGGCAGUGUUCGUCAGGUCCUCGAAAGACUGGAGUUUACUCUCAGAUUGAUGACGAUACCUAAGUUACUGUUCUAUGGUCUGUUGGGGUUGAUCUCUGGAGGGAACAUUGCUCUUGUCUUUCC